AGCUGCUACACUUUGGUCCAGGCUGUGAGGGCGGUGUGCAGAUUAGAAUUGCUGCAAUGGACGAGCCGUGUGUGUCCCACAGCAGUCCCCAGCGCAGUGGAGGUCAGGCCGGCACAGAGGUCCAGCGGCAGGGACGACCCAGUGUCAUCAGGUGUGGGUGGCUCAGGAAGCAGGGAGGAUUUGUCAAGACUUGGCACAGUCGCUGGUUUGUUCUGCGAGGGGACCAACUCCACUAUUACAAAGACGAGGAGGAGACCAAGGCCAUGGGAGCCAUUUUCUUACCUGGAAACAAAGUUACAGAACAUCCGACCAGCGGCGAUGAAGGAGGGAAAUUUCUCUUCGAGAUCAUUUCAGUUCAGAAGUCUGACUCACAAACGGACUUGAACCACACUGCCAACACUUCACCACAAGGACUAACACAUGCACUACUCCAGGAGACUGUAAGGAAACAUGGACUGCAACACUAA
Messenger RNA from Notothenia coriiceps (black rockcod), 467 nucleotides. Its product is annotated as rho GTPase-activating protein 24-like. The record is from RefSeq and is a predicted model, not a curated record. Lineage: Eukaryota; Metazoa; Chordata; Actinopteri; Perciformes; Nototheniidae. The transcript is spliced from 4 exons. Bases 57 to 467 code for a protein of 136 amino acids.